AUGGUGUUGGAUGAGGGUGUUGAACAAGUCAAAGACAGGAUGACUGAAAUUGAUCACAACAAUUACAACUACCUUUCCAUUAUCGUUCAAUUGGGCUCUACGCUUCCCCCGACACCCUCAAACGCCGUUCCAGUUGGUCAAGUAGGCGAGUUGCCAAAUACUCAAUUGUACAGAGUGGACAAGUCUCUAGGCACGCAAGUAUUGGAAUCCGUCAGAUCAGCACUGGAGUCUCACAAUCACGUCAAGUCCGUCGAAUUACAAUUCCCUCAUUCUAGGAGAGUCAAAAGGGAUGAACUUUGA
Molecule: messenger RNA, 300 nt
Organism: Wallemia ichthyophaga EXF-994
Lineage: Eukaryota; Fungi; Basidiomycota; Wallemiomycetes; Wallemiales; Wallemiaceae
Exons: 1
Coding region: 1-300 (99 amino acids)
Source: RefSeq, a predicted model, not a curated record